Messenger RNA from Sarcophilus harrisii (Tasmanian devil), 10256 nucleotides. It is a transcript of the gene DICER1, whose product is annotated as dicer 1, ribonuclease III. NCBI's taxonomy places the organism in Eukaryota, Metazoa, Chordata, Mammalia, Dasyuromorphia, Dasyuridae. Bases 150 to 5921 code for a protein of 1923 amino acids. The transcript has 27 exons. Gene Ontology annotation, cellular component: nucleus; cytoplasm; RISC complex. The record is from RefSeq and is a predicted model, not a curated record. Gene Ontology annotation, molecular function: deoxyribonuclease I activity; ribonuclease III activity; RNA binding. Gene Ontology annotation, biological process: pre-miRNA processing; siRNA processing; apoptotic DNA fragmentation.
GGGCAGCGGCACAAUGAAGCUCGGGCUGUAGCGGCCCAGGGGAGGGGGAAGUCUGGAGAUCGGGGUCCGAUGCUUCCCGGAGCCCUUCUGCGCCCCAUCCUGCAGUAAGCUGUGCUAGAACAAAAUGCAAUGAAAGAAACACUGGAUGAAUGAAAAGCCCUGCUUUGCAACCCCUCAGCAUGGCAGGACUACAGCUCAUGACCCCUGCUUCCUCACCAAUGGGUCCUUUUUUUGGACUACCAUGGCAACAAGAAGCAAUUCAUGAUAACAUUUACACCCCAAGAAAAUAUCAGGUUGAACUGCUUGAAGCAGCUCUGGAUCAUAAUACGAUAGUCUGUUUAAACACUGGCUCAGGGAAGACGUUUAUUGCAGUACUACUCACUAAAGAGCUGUCCUAUCAGAUCAGGGGAAAUUUCAACAGAAAUGGAAAAAGGACGGUGUUCUUGGUCAACUCUGCAAACCAAGUUGCUCAGCAAGCAUCAGCUGUCAGAACGCAUUCAGAUCUCAAGGUUGGAGAAUAUUCAAGCUUAGAAAUUAGUGCAUCUUGGACAAAGGAGAAAUGGAACCAAGAGUUUAUUAAACACCAGGUUCUGGUUAUGACCUGUCAAGUUGCCUUGAAUGUUUUGAAAAAUGAUUACUUAUCAUUAUCCAACAUUAAUCUGUUGGUAUUUGAUGAGUGUCAUCUUGCAAUCCUGGACCAUCCCUAUAGAGAAAUUAUGAAGAUCUGUGAAGAUUAUCCAUCAUGUCCUCGAAUUUUGGGAUUAACUGCUUCUAUUUUAAAUGGGAAGUGUGAUCCUGCAGAAUUAGAGGAGAAGAUUCAGAAACUGGAGAAAAUCCUUAAGAGUAAUGCUGAAACUGCAACUGAUUUGGUAGUCUUAGACAGAUAUACUUCUCAACCAUGUGAGAUUGUGGUAGAUUGUGGACCAUAUACUGAUACUAGUGGGCUCUAUGAAAGGCUGCUAAAGGAAUUGGAUGAAGCACUUAAUUUUCUCAAUGACUGCAACAUAUCUGUGCAUUCAAAAGAAAAGGAUUCUAUAUUAAUUUCUAAACAGAUUCUUUCAGACUGCCGAGCAGUAUUGGUGGUUCUGGGACCCUGGUGUACAGAUAAGGUAGCUGGGAUGAUGGUAAGAGAACUUCAGAAAUAUAUCAAACAUGAGCAAGAGGAGCUGCACAGGAAAUUUUUAUUGUUUACAGACACUUUCUUAAGGAAAAUACAUGCACUCUGUGAAGAGCACUUCUCACCUGCCUCACUUGACCUGAAAUUUGUUACACCGAAAGUAAUAAAACUGCUUGAAAUUUUACGUAAAUAUAAACCAUAUGAGCGGCAGCAGUUUGAGAGUGUUGAAUGGUAUAAUAAUAGGAAUCAAGAUAAUUAUGUGUCUUGGAGUGAUUCUGAAGAUGAUGAUGAGGAUGAAGAAAUUGAAGAAAAAGAGAAGCCAGAGACAAAUUUUCCCUCUCCAUUUACCAAUAUUUUAUGUGGUAUUAUUUUUGUGGAGAGAAGAUAUACAGCAGUUGUUUUAAACAGAUUGAUAAAAGAAGCUGGCAAACAAGAUCCAGAGCUGGCUUAUAUUAGCAGCAAUUUUAUAACUGGACAUGGCAUUGGAAAGAAUCAGCCUCGUAACAAACAGAUGGAAGUGGAAUUCAGAAAACAGGAAGAGGUACUUAGGAAAUUUAGGGCACAUGAGACCAACCUUCUUAUUGCAACCAGUAUUGUAGAGGAAGGUGUUGACAUACCAAAAUGCAACUUGGUGGUUCGUUUUGAUUUGCCCACGGAAUACCGAUCUUAUGUACAAUCCAAGGGAAGAGCAAGGGCACCCAUCUCUAAUUAUAUUAUGCUAGCUGAUUCAGACAAAAUAAAAAGUUUUGAAGAAGAUCUCAAAACCUACAAAGCUAUUGAAAAGAUUUUAAGAAAUAAAUGUUCGAAGUCAGUUGAUACUGGUGAGACUGAAACUGAACCUAUUGUGGAUGAUGAUGACAUUUUCCCACCAUAUGUUUUGAGGCCAGAUGAUGGAAGUCCACGAGUCACAAUUAAUACAGCCAUUGGACACAUAAAUAGAUAUUGUGCAAGAUUACCAAGUGAUCCAUUUACUCAUCUAGCUCCUAAGUGUAAAACCCGUGAAUUGUCAGAUGGUACAUUUUAUUCAACUCUCUAUCUGCCAAUUAACUCACCUCUCCGAGCUGCCAUUGUUGGUCCACCAAUGAGUUGUGCAAGACUGGCUGAAAGAGUUGUAGCUCUCAUUUGCUGUGAAAAACUGCACAAAAUUGGUGAAUUAGAUGAUCAUUUGAUGCCAGUUGGAAAAGAGACUGUUAAAUAUGAGGAAGAGCUUGAUUUGCAUGAUGAAGAAGAAACCAGCGUUCCAGGUCGACCAGGCUCCACAAAAAGAAGGCAGUGUUACCCCAAAGCAAUUCCAGAAUGUUUGAGGAAUAGUUAUCCUAAGCCUGAUCAGCCCUGUUACUUAUAUGUAAUUGGGAUGGUAUUAACUACCCCUUUACCUGAUGAGCUUAACUUUAGGAGAAGAAAACUCUAUCCUCCAGAGGAUACCACAAGAUGCUUUGGAAUACUGACAGCCAAACCUAUACCUCAGAUUCCUCAUUUUCCUGUGUAUACACGCUCUGGAGAGGUUACUAUAUCUAUUGAGUUGAAGAAGUCUGGUUUCACUUUGUCAUUACAAAUGCUUGAGCUGAUCACGAGACUUCACCAGUACAUAUUCUCACAUAUUCUUCGGCUUGAAAAACCUGCACUAGAAUUCAAACCCACAGAAGCUGAUUCAGCCUACUGUGUUCUACCUCUUAAUGUUGUUAAUGACUCCAGCACUUUGGACAUUGACUUUAAGUUCAUGGAUGAUAUUGAAAAAUCUGAAGCUCGUACAGGCAUUCCCAGUACUCAGUAUACGAAAGAAACACCUUUUAUUUUCAAACUAGAAGAUUACCAGGAUGCAGUUAUCAUUCCAAGGUAUCGGAAUUUUGAUCAGCCUCAUCGAUUUUAUGUUGCUGAUGUAUAUACUGAUCUUACACCACUCAGUAAAUUCCCAUCCCCUGAAUAUGAAACUUUUGCAGAAUAUUAUAAAACAAAGUACAAUCUUGAUCUGACCAAUCUAAACCAGCCUUUGCUGGAUGUGGACCAUACAUCUUCAAGACUAAAUCUAUUGACUCCUCGCCAUUUAAAUCAGAAGGGGAAAGCCCUUCCUUUAAGUAGUGCUGAAAAAAGGAAAGCCAAAUGGGAAAGUCUGCAAAAUAAACAGAUACUGGUUCCUGAGCUCUGUGCAAUUCAUCCAAUUCCUGCAUCAUUAUGGAGAAAAGCAGUUUGUCUCCCUAGCAUCCUUUAUCGCCUGCACUGCCUUUUGACAGCAGAGGAACUAAGAGCCCAGACAGCCAUUGAUGCUGGCGUAGGGGUCAAAUCACUCCCUGCUGAUUUCAGAUAUCCUAAUUUGGACUUUGGAUGGAAAAAAUCUAUUGACAGUAAAUCUUUCAUCUCAAUUCCUAACUCCUCUUUAGCUGAAAAUGAAAAUUACUGUAAGCACAGCACAAUUGUAGUCCCUGAAAAUGCUGCACAUCAAGGCACUAAUAGAACCUCUUCUCUAGAAAAUCAUGACCAGAUGUCUGUGACCUGCAGAUCAUUAUUCAGUGAGUCACCCAAUAAGAUUCAAAUUGAAGUUUCCACAGAACUCACAGCAAUUAAUGGUAUUUCAUACAAUAAAAAUCUUGCCAAUGGCAGUUAUGAUUUAGUCAAUAGAGACUUUUGCCAAGGAAAUCAGCUAAAUUACUACAGGCAGGAAAUACCUGUACAACCAACUACCUCAUAUCCCAUUCAGAAUUUAUUCAAUAGUGAGAACCAGCCCAAACCCAACAAUGAAUGUACUCUGCUGAGUAAUAAAUACCUUGAUGGAAAUGCUAACAAAUCUACCUCAGAUGGAUGCCCCACAAAGGCAGUGACAGUGACCACCAGUACUUCAGAAACUUCUGUUACUUCAAAAGGGAGAAUUGAUUCUGAACAAAGCCCUUCCAAUGGGUAUUCCUCAAAAACCCUUGGCCCAAAUCCUGGACUCAUUCUUCAGGCUUUGACGCUUUCCAAUGCGAGUGAUGGAUUUAACUUGGAGCGACUUGAAAUGCUUGGUGACUCCUUUUUAAAGCACGCAAUCACCACGUAUCUGUUUUGCACUUACCCUGAUGCUCAUGAGGGCCGCCUUUCUUACAUGAGAAGUAAAAAGGUCAGCAACUGUAAUCUCUAUCGCCUUGGGAAAAAGAAAGGUCUGCCCAGUCGCAUGGUAGUGUCAAUUUUUGAUCCCCCUGUAAAUUGGCUUCCUCCUGGUUAUAUAGUAAAUCAAGACAAAAGUAACACAGAUAAAUGGGAGAAAGAUGAAAUGACAAAAGACAACAUGUUGGCAAAUGGUAAGCUAGAUGAAGAUUAUGAUGAGGAGGAAGAUGAAGAUCUGAUGUGGAGGGUUCCAAAAGAGGAAGUAGAUUAUGAGGACGAUUUCUUAGAGUAUGAUCAGGAACAUAUUAAGUUUAUAGAUAAUAUGUUAAUGGGAUCAGGGGCUUUUGUGAAGAAAAUAUCUCUUUCUCCAUUUUCAACCAAUGAUUCAAAUUAUGAAUGGAAAAUGCCCAAAAAAUCAUCCCUAGGUAAUAUACCAUUUUCAUCUGAUAUUGAUGAUUUUGAUUAUAGCUCUUGGGAUGCAAUGUGCUAUUUGGAUCCUAGCAAAGCUGUUGAAGAAGAUGAUUUUGUAGUAGGGUUCUGGAAUCCAUCAGAAGAAAACUGUGGUAUUGACACAGGAAAACAGUCAAUUUCUUAUGACUUGCAUACAGAGCAGUGUAUUGCUGAUAAAAGCAUUGCAGACUGUGUGGAAGCUCUACUGGGCUGCUAUUUAACCAGCUGUGGUGAGAGAGCUGCUCAACUUUUUCUCUGUUCUUUGGGGCUGAAGGUGCUCCCAGUAAUUAAAAGGAGUGAUUGGGAGAACACAUUAUACCCCAGUAAGGAUAAUUUCAACAGUCAACAAAAGAAUCUUUCAGUGAACUUUGCUUCUAUCUCUGUAGCCAAUUUACAGUCUUCUUUAUAUAAAGACUUAGAAUAUGGCUGUUUGAAGAUUCCGCCGAGGUGCAUGUUUGAUUAUCCAGAUGCUGAAAAAACACUGAAUCACCUUAUAUCAGGCUUUGAAAAUUUUGAAAAGAAAAUUAACUACAAUUUCAAGAAUAAAGCUUACCUUCUUCAAGCAUUUACUCAUGCCUCCUACCACUACAAUACCAUUACUGAUUGUUAUCAGCGUUUGGAAUUCUUGGGAGAUGCAAUUUUGGACUACCUCAUAACCAAGCACCUUUAUGAAGACCCACGGCAGCACUCCCCAGGAGUUCUAACUGACCUAAGAUCUGCUCUUGUCAAUAAUACUAUCUUUGCAUCAUUAGCUGUUAAGUAUGACUACCACAAGUACUUCAAAGCUGUUUCUCCUGAAUUAUUCCAUGUUAUUGAUGAUUUUGUGCAGUUUCAACUUGAGAAGAAUGAAAUGCAAGGAAUGGAUUCUGAGCUUAGACGAUCUGAGGAGGAUGAAGAGAAAGAGGAAGAUAUAGAAGUGCCGAAGGCUAUGGGAGAUAUAUUUGAAUCACUUGCUGGUGCCAUUUAUAUGGAUAGUGGAAUGUCAUUGGAAAUGGUUUGGCAAGUCUAUUAUCCAAUGAUGCGACCAUUAAUAGAAAAAUUUUCUGCUAAUGUCCCCCGUUCUCCUGUAAGAGAAUUGCUUGAGAUGGAACCAGAAACUGCCAAAUUUAGCCCUGCAGAAAGAACCUAUGAUGGAAAGGUCCGAGUUACUGUGGAAGUGGUUGGGAAGGGAAAGUUUAAAGGUGUUGGCCGGAGCUACAGGAUUGCCAAAUCUGCAGCUGCGAGGAGAGCACUACGAAGCCUCAAAGCAAAUCAGCCUCAGGUUCCCAACAGCUGAGACGCCCACUUGGAAACAAAGAGCAAAACUGAGAGUAAAACACAUUUUAAAAAGAAUUUUAAAGUUGAUGUUGAGAGGAACAAAUUGAAGACAGAGUUUAAAGUUUGUUUGAAAACAGAGUAGUAGCAGAGUCAAACAUUUAACAUGUAUAAAAAAUGUUGAAACUAAUUGUAGUUUUAGUCUUUUGCGCAAACACAAUCUUGUCUUCUUUCCUCAAUUCUGCUUUGCUUAAUCACAAGAGUGCUUUAAUGAUGACAUUGAGCAAGUCUCCAAAACCAUUGUUAUCAGGUCUUUUGUCAGUGCAGCUUUGCUUAGUGUUAGAAGGCCAGGGAGCAUACAACUAAAGCAGUUGCUAGAUUUCUAUAGUGUGAUCUUGAAAUUCCUCCAUCUGUGCACUAGUGCCAGUCAUGAAACAGUUUAUAAACCGUACUGAAUGAUAUGGGAUGAGAGAAAAUAAGUGUGCCAGUCAGUAUUGUCCUCUAUUUCCAUGUUAUCUUAGUAUCAGAUGACGUUCCCAAUCAUUGCACUUAUUAGUUAGGGAUGGAUUUAUAAUUGAAAUGGCUGGGCUGGCAUACUGUUAGAAUAAAAUUUCAGUUUUCUGAUGCCACAUGAUCUUGCAUAGAAAAGGUUCUUGCCUUAAAAAGUAAAACCCUCAUGGAUGUACUUUUUUAUUUCUAAUCUUUUUAGAACAAAUUUAUUUUACAUUCCCUAUAUUUUAUCAUGUGUCAUAUGAUGAAACAGCUCAAUAUUUACAGUUCAUUAAUGUAGCUGAAUUAUAAUACUUUACCUUAUUAGUGAACAUACAUAAAUUAUUUGAAGAGAAAACACAGAAAAUAUGGUUAAUCUAUGGAAUUUUUUUAAUGCCAUAAAUACAAGUGGUCUUUGGCUAAAUCUUUAAUUUCAUUGGAAAAUGCCAGCUAGAUAGUUCUAAUUAAGGGAAUGUUUAUGGGGAAAAAUUUUGCCAUGGAAGCCAAGCCGUUGCUCUAACAAAAUAACCUUAGACAUAUCACACCUAAAAUAUGCUGCAGAUUUUAUAAUUGAUUGGUUACUUAUUAAAAAAAAAAACAGAGCACCUUUACACUUAGACUUCUCAUAGGAAUUUCUUACUGUGCUUUUCACAAUGUUGCAUGCGUGUGUCACCUACCAAAGCUCUGCUGUUAAAUGCCAGGAAAGUUUGAUGUUAGAGAUAAACUGCCGUACUUGGGAUGCCUGUGAUUUAGGUCAUUGAUUUAGAGAAACUAGCUCAUUGUUGUUUCAGUCUAUUUGGGGGGGAGGGGAGAGGAAGGAAAAAAGUUGCAUUUGUAGGCUUUUGGCCUAAAUUUCUUUGAUUAGAUUUGGUAGGCACUCUUCACUUAAAUACCUCAGUUCUUUUAUUUUUCUUUUGCAUGCAUUUUUUUUUUUCUGUUUGGUGCUAUGUUUAUGUAUUAUGCUUGAAAUUUUAAUUUUUUUGCACUGUAACUAUAAUACCUCUUAAUUUACUUUUUAAAAAGCUGUGGGUCAAUUUUGUACUCCCACCAAUAUACCAGUAGAGGUUUGCUGCAAUUUUGCUCCAUUAAUUAUGCUUGAAGUUUGAGAAAGCUGAGCAGAGGUAUUUGAUGUUUUCCAGCACAUCAGUCUGAACUUGAUGCUUCAUGUAAUGCUGUUUUUGAUGUGUUAACUCACAGUUGAAUACUGUAUUCCUUGCUUUUAACUGCUCCAGAGAACAACCCCUUUUUGCAUGCACACGAAGACAACUGUCAGCUCCAGCUUUCAAAGAAGCCUGAGUGACAGGGUAGAUUAAGCUUCUUGGAAAUUAAGCUUAUUUAUUGGAUUCAGAUGUCUUAAAAUUUAAAUUGAGAUUCUAAAUUAUUUAAGGAAUUUUAAAAACAAAUUAAUUUUAAGGAAGGUGAUUUUAAUGUGGUGAUUUAAAAAAAAAUCUCAACCUAAAAUAUAGCAUGCUAUAAAACCAAGUCAAACUUGAUCUGUAUUACCAUAAAUUUUUACAGCUGCUAAAAUAAGGAUUGAUAUUAAUUCUAUUCGCAUUGGUUAUAUGUGGCAGUCAUUUCAACAAUCCCUUGGUAAUUUAUUAAAAAAAAACUGAUGCCAAAAAUUAAGGUUUUAGGAUAAUUUUAAAGAAAUGAAUAGAAAUCUUAAUUUUUUAAAACAAAUUAAUAGAAAUUCCAUUAUCUCCUGGCACUAAGAUCAAAUGUUUUCAAAGUGACAUGACAUUGGAGAAAACAUUCCUUAGUAUCUUUUGUAACAUUAAAAAAAAAUUAAGUCAUUUCAGUUGAUAUUAAAACAGAAUUAGGUCAUAGGAUUCUCAGGGGUUCAGAUUUCCUGCUGCCAUCAAAAUGUUUUAUGAACAGCUAUUUCAUUUUAGUUGGGGGGAAAAGAGCUUAAUUUAAUUUGUAUCUUGCCUUUCUGAAGCAUUCAAUCAUCCCCUCGUUACUAGGCGAGACUAUGACUUAGGUAUCUGAAAUAGGUAUCUUGUGACUGCUAAACUAUAGUUCCUGCUGCUGAUAUGUUUUUGAUCUUGUAAAUUUCUUCCCAGUAUAACCUCAUUGAAAUGUUUUGCAUCCAUCUAUUAAGACAUCACCCUGUGUUGCCAUGUAAUAGAAUCUUGUAUUCCCUUCUGUUCAUGUGUUUUCAGCGUUGAACAGAAAAUACUGUUAAAGAUCUGAUAGUUUGAGGAAUAGUCAUAGGAGACUGUUGGAACUAAUCUUGAGGGAUAGGAUCUGCACAGAUUCCUUCUGAGAGGAUUGUGUGGGGCUUAGUUGGCAUGAACCUCCAAACAUUUAAAUUUUUUUCUUAUUUCUAUUAUACUGUACUUUCAACAGUUCUAACUAUGCUGCGUUUUUAAUAGCUUUUUUUUUUUUUUUUUUUUUUUUUUUUUUUUGCGCUGUUCUGUUCAUGUAGCACAAUUAAGCAUUGCACUUGGUACCAUGCUUUACCUCAUUUCAAGGAAAAUAUGCUUAACAGAGAGGAAAAAAAUGUGGUUUGGCCUUGCUGCUGUUUUGAUUUACUGAAUUUGAAAAAGAUAAUUAUAAUGCCUGCAAUGUGUCAUAUACUUGCACAACUUAAAUAGGUCAUUUGUAAUGUCUGUGGCAUUUUUACUGUUUGUGAAAAUACAACAAAGAUGUGUUAACAAAAUUCUUAAUUAUGUUUUUAAAUUGUUGGUUAUAUUUUUAUUGUUAUGUGAAGUGAUUAAAAUUAGAAUGACCUCUGACACUCCUGUAAUUUUCUCUGAACAAACCAAUAUUUCACAUACCUGGUGUACUUAGAUUGGUUUCUGAAAGAGUCAAGCGCCUGAAAUAAUACACCAUGUUUAAAUAUCAAGAAACUCUGGUUCUAUUUGUUCAGUUCACAUAACAGCCUGUUCUUUCAGCAUUGUUACUGGAAAUUAUGCUGUGACUUCAGAGUACAGAAUAUAAUAGAAUUUUAAGCCAACCACAGUACAGUCUCAGAACUCAUUGAAAGGCCCAGUUGACUUAAGACUAUGAAUGCUGAGUUAAGUCUUCAGCUCUUUUACAUAUAGAUGGUGCCACCCAGCUGAGAUCCUGAGACCUCUAUUUAUAGUAUACAUAAAAUCCAUCUUCAUGGGGCUUUCAUAUCUACAGAAAGGAAAUUCACUUGUCAUAUUUGUUACCUUAUAAAGUGAUUUUAAGUAUGUUCAUAUGUGUAUAUUUUUCAACCACUGAUUGAUUAAUUUUCAGGAAUUUAUUUCCAAAUGAAUUCCUUUAUUUUAUACUGUACAUUAAGUGUUUUUAAGUAAGAUAUGCCAUUUUAAGACCAAGACUAUUAUUAAAAAUGAUUAUCAAAAUUGUGGUUACACCAGUAGCAAUAUGUUGGGAAAUUUCCAUUGCGGUAGGCCAUUAUAUAUAUUCCACUAGCUGUUAAAAUUAAAUUUUCAAAGGUAACUUGUAAAUACAUUUCAAUCAUUCAUUGUGUCGAUUUUUUCCCCAGCCCAUUUCCUUGGGCAGCAACCACAGACAAUUUUAAAUUGCUUUGUCAAUUCACUCAAUAUUCACUGCAGCAGCAGGUUGUGUAGCAAAAAGCGCAAAUGUUUUGUGAACAAGAAUGGAAAAUUGCAGGCUUUUUAAAAUUGUAAAUAGUUUUGAUGUAAAAGAUGGUUAAAAUCAAGUAGAAUUAAUAACAAAUAUAAUUUGAUGGACAAUAAAAUAUUUACCAUCACAUGCUGCAGCUGUCUCUAAGGGACAUAAAAUGUAAUUCAUUCAUACUGUAAUCAUGCUGCAGAAAUUUGCAGUCUGCACCUUAUGGAUCACAAUUACCUUUAAUAGUUUUUUUAAUGUAAUAAUUGUAGCUGAGUAUAUCUCCAAUAAAGUUAUGGUCUGUUCA